Messenger RNA from Nasonia vitripennis (jewel wasp), 1087 nucleotides. RefSeq lists its product as uncharacterized. Lineage: Eukaryota; Metazoa; Arthropoda; Insecta; Hymenoptera; Pteromalidae. The transcript is spliced from 3 exons. Bases 383 to 844 code for a protein of 153 amino acids. The record is from RefSeq and is a predicted model, not a curated record.
CAGCGUCAGUUCUUCCCUUAGAGAUCACGGAGUCACAUCGUACUGUGCACGGUCUACAGCAGUCGACGCUGAGCGGUAGAACAGCUAGUAUACCUAUAGGAGUUUCGGAGUUUAGCUUGGCUGUGGCAGUUGCGUGUUGUGUUGUUGCCGCAUCUUACAAGUGUUUUAAAGAACGACGCUAUCGUUUUUAUAAAAUUUUCAUCGACCGUCCUGUGCCAAGCACCCGCAGUGUAUUAUUUAUUUUGAUACGCUUGUUGAUAUAAAAUAAACAAUAACACGUGCACGCUGAGCGUUGUUCGAGUGACAUCAAGUACAAAUCUACACAAGUUUGUACACCACUAGUGCCUCGAAAAAACAAUUCUUUAAACGAAACAUCACAACAAUGGACGGAGAAUCGCUGGAAAGUAUACUGUCAACCUGUCAAGCAUUGGCAGAUAGGGGAGAGUACGAACAAGCUCUGUCUUGUUUGAAUUCGAUGGAAUGCGUAAUGGCGUGCUGGAUGAGGGGAAAGAUUUACUUGGCCGCAGCAGAACAACUUUCGAAGGAGUUCUUGUUCGUCUUCUACAGGACAGCGGAGAUGAAUCUAAGGUAUGAGGAGCUGCUUUCAAAGGCGCAUGAUCAUCUGAAUAAAACUGUUGAGUUGUUGUCCGACGCUAGUUGUGAGGUCAAGGAGUAUUUGAAUAAAUCUUUAUGGAAUUUGAUUUCUAAAGUUCAAAACGCGAUCAUCUUAAAUAGACCAGUUGUUGAAGAAGAAAAGUUCGAGAUUUAUGAAGAGGAUAAUUCUUACGUCGACGUCUGGGCAGAAAAUUUAAUCGACGACAUAUCGGAUUGGAAACUGACAUGAACGCUAAUUAGUUCAUUGUCAUUUUUAAAACUUACUCAAGAGGAAAGAUUUUAUGAUCAUCGAUUGUGCCGAAAAAAUUCGAUCUAAUCAGCAAGCAAUAAUGGACUCCUUUUUUUUAAAUGAAUUUGUAAAGCAAUCAUUGAUAGCUAUAGAACUGUAUAGUUAAUUUAUUUGUAUAUGCAACCACGUGCAUAUAGUGUGAAUAUCAAUUGAAAGAACCAAAAUGUUGUAGUUUAUUAGGAA